Messenger RNA from Gekko japonicus, 2843 nucleotides. RefSeq names its product crk-like protein. The transcript has 3 exons. Gene Ontology annotation, biological process: positive regulation of ERK1 and ERK2 cascade. NCBI's taxonomy places the organism in Eukaryota, Metazoa, Chordata, Lepidosauria, Squamata, Gekkonidae. The record is from RefSeq and is a predicted model, not a curated record. The coding region runs from base 1487 to 2242 and encodes 251 amino acids. Gene Ontology annotation, molecular function: protein binding.
GCCAGGGUUGCGGGCAGAGAUUUGAGCGACAGGAGGGGAGGCUGGGCGCUAGAAUUCUUGGGUUUGGGGGCUGAAGUGGGAGACGUGGGAACUAGGAUGCCUGGGUCCUCUGGGGAGGGAGCAGGGGUUAAUAGGCUGCAAUAGAGGGAGCUGGAAAUCAGGACCGGUGGCAUUUCCCCGGGAGAAGCGACGGCAUAAAAGCAGGACAUGUGCAAACUAGAGGGAAGAGGCUUUAUUGUGGCGCUGUUGCGGAGUGGCACGCUGAAGAGCAUUUGUAGGGUGCACAGCUGAUUUGCUGGUGCAUUCAGGGGGGGAAAAGGUUGCUGAGCGGAGUUGAAGGGGCUGCAAUGCAGCGUUGGGGUGUCGCGUGAGGACCCUGGGGCGGUGGAGCGUGAGAUGUAAUGGGGCGAGGGGUUGCAUUAUUUUAGGGGGUGCUGUUUUGCUUUGGGGUGGAAGAGUUCCUGGGGUGGGAAAUCGGUGAGAAGGUCUUGGGGGGCAGAUGUGUUGGAUGGUCAGAAUUUCGGGAGGUUGAUUAUUUUAUGCAUUUUAUUCUCUGUUGGAAUUCUUUCUAGGGCAUAUACCGAUGAACUGGAUGGUGUAUAGUUUUAGGGCUUUGUAAUUCUGUAGAAGGUAUUUUUUAAAAAAUAAAUAAUUAUGGGUCUGUGUUUGUCAUCGUUUGGGAAACAUUAGGGUGUGAGUGGGACAGCUCCCCAAAACCUUGGGUCAAAAAACACACUGCCCCUUCCCAUUUGGAAGGUCCUCAGUGGAGCUGCUGGGAUUUCCUUGGUAAAUGGAUGGGUGUGUGGGGAGUGAAUUCACCAGAUGCAACUGUUAAUGUUGUAGGGAAUUCCUGGUGCCUGGGGAUUUCUAAAAAGCUGUAUUUCAUCCCUGGUGGAUAUUCCAUGGAGUGAUUUGAUUGUAUGGUACAUUGAAGGUUACUUGGCAGAAUUUUGUCUUUUGAGUACCUGUUUAGCUUUUAAUGGAGUAGAUCAUUGAGGGAAAGCUGGGCUGUAAUUCUUGGAGCUCUGUAUUGUAUUGGAGAUGGGAGGGAAUUUAGGGGCCACAUAAAUUUGUGUGACUCUCCAUUAACCCAACACUUUCAUUUUAGACCGUUGAAGUUCCACUGGUGUUCCUGAGCUGUUUCUUUCAAGUUUGGAAACAUACUGUAAUUAUUGGGGAGGGGGCUCAUUUUGGUUACCUGAGGCAUGUGAGAAAACUUGAGAGUUAGGCAAUACCAAGGAAACAUGUUUAUUCUGGGGUGGAGUUAGAUAAUACGAAGGAAAUACUUUUAUUUGGGAUGGGGUGGAUUAUUUGACAAAUGCGUGGGAUUUGAGGAAAUCAAUCCCUGCUGAAUGGAAGUUGUGCCCUAAAUAUUCAACAGGCUGAUUUUCUAGUUUGCAACAACUGCGCCCAAGCACUGGGGCGCCUGUAUCAGUUUUCUCAAGAAUAAUACCGUGGAAGGGAGUGGUGGGUCUUCCACCCCCUGAUGCUUCUCCAAGCCAUGUCGGCUUUUGGGGAUGCUCACGAGUGGUAUAUGGGAGCUCUGAGUCGUCAGGAAGCGGCUGCAUGUCUCCAGGGACACCGCCAUGGAACCUUCCUGGUGCGGGACAGUACCACAUGCCCCGGUGACUAUGUGCUCUCCGUCAGCGAGAGCUCCAAGGUCUCUCACUACAUCAUAAACAGCCUCCCUGGGCGUCUACGGAUCGGGGAGCACGAAUUUGACGGCUUCCCAGCUCUGCUCGAUUUCUACCGCCUCCACUACCUGGACACUACCACCCUGGUAGCCCCCGUGGGUCGGGUGGUGGCCCCUGCCUCUGCCCAGCCCCCUCCCGCCGGCGAGUGGGUGCGCGCCCUCUACGACUUCGUCGGCCGCGAUCAGGAAGACCUCCCGUUCUCGAAAGGGGAACCUCUGAGGGUGCUGGCUAAGCCCGAAGAGCAAUGGUGGACGGCACAGCGUGCAGACGGGCGAGUGGGAAUGAUUCCUGUGCCGUACGUCCAGCCCUGCCCGUACGCUCACCCCAGCAGCCACGGUGCCCCUCGCCAUGCUCCGGUAAUCGCGAGAGCAGUGCAACGAAGGGUGCCGGGGGCCAACGACAAGACGGCGCUGGCCUUUGAGGUGGGUGACCUCAUUGCUGUUACCAAGAUGAAUGUCAACGGCCAAUGGGAGGGGGAGCUGAAUGGGCGCCGUGGCCACUUCCCGUUCACCCACGUCAAAGUCCUCGACCCCGAGGAAGCCAGCUGAGCGUGUUUGGUGUAACCCUUGAACUUUUUUAUUUCCCCUGAGGAGGUCACAACUCCUGAACUCUGACCCACACCUGUGAGCUUCUGGCCAUCUUGAAACCCAUACUUCCUGACACAAAAAAACCCUUGAAUUUCGACCUUCCCUAGAGGAUGUUACGGAGCAUCUGUUCAUUGACGCUCAGCUGCUGGCAUACUGACGGCUUCUACCACCUCGAACUCCUUGUCUUCUAAAGAUGGCUCCCUGACUCACUCACUGUUCUUACAUGCUGUGGUAGUUGACCUUCCGAACAUUGACCUUUUAUAGAUUCCAUCAUAGUUGUUCGCUAGGAACUCUGACCCUUUGGCCUUGUGAUUUGAAACUUGGUUAUGUGCCCUUGAAUCUCGCAGUUCGAAAUCCUGUGACCUGCCCCCAUAAGCUGUGAGCCUUUAUUGCUGAUCCUUUGGGCCUUUGGUUGUUGACCUCUUUUACUUCUUUGUGUAAUUUUGUUUUUGUCGUUGUCGUCGACUUUGCUCGCAUGGGGCAGAGAGAGUGCUUGGCUUCGGUGGAGGACGGGAAUCCCGCCCCACUUGUUUCUUCCCGACUGCCUUGUUAAUUAAAAGUU